CAGGUAGUGGAAGGCGAGUCCCGUUAACAGCGGGUAAUUUUAUGCCUUCGUUUGUUAUUAAUUAUAUACUUUACCAGAUAAAUUAGUACGUACGGACGUUAGUUAUUUUAUUUGCUUCGAUUUAUACAUUGUAAAUCUCUACCAGUGACGUUAGACGAAUUGCGAGUACGAUCGUGAUUUUGAUCGAGCCAUCAUACGCGAAUAGUUACGGUAAUUACUUAUUAUGAUGUGACACUUAAUAGUCUGACCUUUAUUGAAGGUGAAUUUCGUAAAUUCUUAAUUAUUGGAACACCUGUAACCUUGGUUUAUCUAUUUAACAACAUUGCUAAUGAUAACACAUAUUAUUAUGCGUGCCUUUAGUAGUUAUUAACUUUUUAAUAGUGUACUGAAUGCAUACUUUACAUAGCUUGCCUUUUAUCUAGGCGGAAAAUGUUGUAUUUAAAUAAGCUUUUAUUAUCUGAAUUUUGUUUAGAAUUAGUGUCAAAAAAGACUAUAUUAGUUUACUCCAAUGCUGGGUAAGAAUCACGAAAUUUUUGCAAUUGUGCUUAUAGAGUGCAAACUCGUGUGUAAAUGGUACUUAUUGACAUUUUGUCUUUGGAAUAAUACUGGCCGUAUACUCUAUUGCCAUUGGUAACCAUUGUGUCAACAAAAAAGGUAGGUAACAAUACGAAUGGCGGCACGUUGCAAUUUCAAAGUUCUGUGAAGAAUUUAUGAUAAAAUUCGUGAUAUUAUUGCCAAAAUAUUGUGCUAAAGUUUUUAUAAUGGGUAAUUGUUGGGGAAUAUUUCGGCGGCGUCGUUUACGCCGUCAUAUAGUGUUAAUUUUGAUCGGAUUAGACAACGCGGGCAAGACUAAAACAGUGAACAAUUUAGCAGGAGAAAAUGAUGAUAAAGUUUUGCCUACAGUUGGUUUUAAGGCAGUGAAUCUUAUUCAUAAGGAUACGCCUGUAACAAUAUAUGAUUUGGGCGGCGGGCCGCAGUUUAGACAGAUUUGGUCUCAAUACUACAGUGAGGUACAUGGUAUAAUAUUUGUAAUCGACUCGAGCGAUUAUAACAGAUUGGAAGAAUGUAAAGUCGUAUUAGAAGAGGUUCUAUCGCAUGAUAAAAUAUCGGGUAAACCAGUGUUAGUUCUGGCUAACAAACAGGACAAAACAGGAGCUCUCGAUGAUAUAGAUGUUGUAGAGAAACUAAAUAUAGAACCUCUAGUUAACAAAUACAGAUGCCCCACACUAGUUGAAUCUUACACAGCCGAAGCAUCAUUUACCAAUUCAAAAAAGCCCAAAAUCGAUCCAGGCCUUCGGAAAGGCUACCAGUGGCUCCUUAAUUACAUAGUCAGUCGGUAUGGCGACAUCAACCUGCGUGUGCAAACAGAUAUACAUGCCGAAUUGGAACGUAGACGGCGUAUGUUUACAAAGUCAUCUAGAGGCUCUCAAACUUUCACCGCUCACAGCGAUGACAUAGCCACUCAAACUGGAUUUGAGAAUCCCAAUUUUUCACUGCCAAAGGAUAAUGGAUUGAUCGUUGUUAAGCCUGUGAAAGGAUCGAGUGACUCGACAAUUACUGUGGAAAGUAUGGAUGACUCUGAUAGCGUGAUUAAACCAAAACUGUCGCCAUUAUUCGGUCGAGCGAAUACAUCUACAACGGAAACUGUGAAAAUCGAAUUGGAGCCGAGAAAUGAGUUUAGGAAAUUGUCGCCGAUCAUCAAGAAGAGUGCCGGAGUUGGUGUUAACCAUAUUGAUUUUAAGAAUCGACCCCAGUCGAGUCCGACUAAUAGGAAAUUUUUGUGUUCUACCUUCCAGCUAUCAAUGGACUCAUCCAUACAAGAGGAUAAGGCGAAUGUAAUGUUUUCUGAUAGGAAUCAAACUUACGACGCGUUUAAGCACCGUGUGUUGAUAAACGACGCUGAACUCUCGCAGAUGCAUCGGGAAAUCGUGUUGACUGAAAGAGAUCACACAAAGACGGCAUCAUCAGACAUAAUCCCGGGGACCUCCAGCCUUCCUUUAAGCGCCCGACCGGCUUCCGCUUCUCAAUUGGUGAGGAGACAACUCGAGAUCUGCUCGCAGCAUCGCCGUCGGCUCAGCUUGAGAUAUAUGCAGCGUAAUAAGACCAGUCCUGUGCGCACUUCGAUGCUUCUCUAUGAACCGGGAAAACAAAAACAACUCGACAAAGGGGAUUUUGAACACGCCGCUACCCUUACUUAAUAGAUACCCUCUUUCGACUGUUCAAUUGUCAAUUCAAGAAUAUUGUAGUUAUUGUUUAAGAUGUUGAUUUAUAAUUUAAGAGAGAAAUUUAUGUUCCUUUAUAUGCUAAGAAAGUUAAUAUAGAUAUGGUCUCCUUUACUUUUAAAUUAGAAAAUGUUUAGGCUAAUAAUUUGAAUUAUAUUUAAUAUUUAAUUUAUCGAGUAGACGAAAACUAUCGUGUAUAUAGUUUACUUUGCUAAACGGUUACAGUUAUAAGUAAGUCUGUGGUCGGUAAAAGAGACUAUUAUAAAACUUUAUAUCAUUAGAUUUUUGUACAUGGAAAAAACAUCGUAACCAUGGUAACCAACUAUAAGCCGCGCUUCAUAAGGCCGAGUUUAAAAUAUUCGAUAGUUAUCGUUUGUUCGAUGAUAUUUUCACCAAUUUAUGAAUAACUAAAAUGUAAAAGUUAAUUCCUGAACGUUACUAUAAGAGUCAAAUAAACAAUUUGUCACUUUUUAAAACUUCAGAACUGAUGAAGGCAAACUAUAAGCUGUUUGAUUAUUAUACGUUGAAGAUUGAGAGAGAUUGAUUAAUUAAAAAAAUUCUAUGGAAUUUAGGGACCACUUUUAGGAUUAUUUUUUUGUUCAUAGAUUUUACGGAGCAAUUUUUUUAUUCGAAAAUUGUAAAAGUUAUAAAGCUGUGAAUUUUAGUUUUAGUUAAUAGGGUAAGUAUUUUUAUUAAUAUUUUCCUGAUGAUGGAACUGAACAAUUCAACAAUAUUCAUCUUCCUGUCAGAUUAAAAUCAUUUUUGAAUAAACACCAUGUUGCAAAAAGAUAACUAUUGAUUACUUUGUUAAAAAUGAUUACAGGGUAUAUAAGAAUUAGUAUUUGAGGGUUAUAAGUUAUCUCGAUUAAGUCAUAGACACAAAACAUUAAAUUCAAGUAACUUAAAUAAAAGUCGUGUUCAAUUAACCCCUUUUCGAUCGGACACUCAAAAGCCUCUCCCGCGUCUGUUCGCGAUAAAUUCAAAAACUAGUGCACGGUUUUCCCCAAUAGGAUAUACGUAUAUAAUGUUUACGUCUAGUUAUUUUGAUACUUUUAUUAAAGCAAUUUUGUCUCAAUCACAGUGUACACACAGUAUGACAGAGAUAAUGGACUUUGUAUAAGAAUUAAAAAAACGAAGUUACGUUCAGAAACGUGUCUGUCACUAGCGAGAUUUUUUUUGUAUUGUAAAUAAACUUUCAACUUGAAUUCCUGUUAAAUUUGAUUUUCCGAUCGGAAAAGUGGUUUGUUUCUUAAAUAAAUUAUAUGUGAUUUAAAUUUGUUAUA
Molecule: messenger RNA, 3505 nt
Organism: Pieris napi
Lineage: Eukaryota; Metazoa; Arthropoda; Insecta; Lepidoptera; Pieridae
Product: ADP-ribosylation factor-like protein 13B
Exons: 7
Coding region: 711-2198 (495 amino acids)
Biological process (GO): non-motile cilium assembly; receptor localization to non-motile cilium
Cellular component (GO): non-motile cilium; ciliary membrane
Molecular function (GO): GTP binding; GTPase activity
Source: RefSeq, a predicted model, not a curated record